CAAAACCAACUCAUCAAUUUCACUCAUGCCACCUCCUUCCGGCAUUUCCCAGUUUUUUUUGUGUUAUUUUUCAGUUAUUAGUUUUAUAUAAACGGUCAUUCUUGAUAGUAAAAUAACAUCAGUAAUAAUAUCACACGAACUAGUACAGAAAUAAUAAGGGAGAAGAAUCAAAGAAGAGAAAAAAACACAAAAAAAAAGAAGAUGGAAAGUCCGGCUCUCUACUGUGCUGAAAUUCUGAGUGAAGAAGAUGAAGAAAUGCAACAAGAAAAUGGCGGCGGUGAUGAUGAUGACCACGACAAUGAUGAUGAUGAUGAUGACAACGACGACAAUAAUGAUGAUGACGACGACGACCCUGAUGAUAUUGACAUGAAUUACAUACGGAUAUUAAUUGGCCAAGAAAUCGCUGGCGUUCGACUUAAUGAGGAAGAAGUUGAAGAACUUGUCAAUGACAAUUGGAAUCAAGAAAUUCGAACUCAUGCAAUCCGUUACAUUCGUAGAAUAGGGCGACAAUUUCUAUUGAGUAGACGAACACUUUACAGAGCAGUGAUAUAUCUGGACAGAUUUCUUGCCAGACGAAUAAUAGCUAAUGGCGAGCUCUGGGCAGUGAGGUUAUUAACAGUGACCUGUUUAUCAUUAUCUGCAAAAAUGGAUGAAAGCAGAGAUAAUGUGCCACCAUUAUCAGACUAUCCACUAGGAUCUUACAACAUUAAUGUGAAUGCCAUAAGGAGAAUGGAGAUUUUGGUUCUUAAUGAAUUCAAUUGGGAUAUGAAUUGCGUUACUCCUUUUGCUUUCAUAAAUUUUUUCCUAUUAAGAUUCUGCAGAGAUGUUACAAGAAGAAUCAUAACUAGAAGGAGAACAGCUGUAAUCAUCAUGAGUGCUUUUAGAGAUUUGAGGUUAAUGAAUCAUAGACCAUCUGUAAUAGCAGCAGCUGCAACAUUAUUGGCAAUAACUAUAAAUUUCACUAUAGAAGACUUGGAGAUUGAGAUAAAUGCUUUGCCUAUAUAUGGAUUUCUUCAGAUUGGUCAUGUGAGUUACUGCUACUAUAGAUUGCUAGAGCUGAACAUUUGAGGAUGAUGACAAACAACCCCAGCAGAAGAAACAUUAGUGUUAAUGAAUUUUUUGGCAAGAAUUUUCUCAGUAUUCAUGAGAUUGUAAUUAGCUUCUUUUUGUUAGACAAGCAAAUAGGGUACUCAUUGAUUGUUAGUAUAUGUUGAACUGAUUUGAUUGUUAAUACUAGUAAUAUUUUAGGACA
This is a messenger RNA of Solanum dulcamara, 1252 nucleotides long. Its product is annotated as cyclin-D5-3-like. Bases 202 to 1068 code for a protein of 288 amino acids. Gene Ontology annotation, biological process: regulation of cyclin-dependent protein serine/threonine kinase activity; mitotic cell cycle phase transition. Gene Ontology annotation, cellular component: nucleus; cytoplasm; cyclin-dependent protein kinase holoenzyme complex. The transcript has 5 exons. NCBI's taxonomy places the organism in Eukaryota, Viridiplantae, Streptophyta, Magnoliopsida, Solanales, Solanaceae. The record is from RefSeq and is a predicted model, not a curated record. Gene Ontology annotation, molecular function: cyclin-dependent protein serine/threonine kinase regulator activity.